CAGAAGGUGUCCUUCCACCUGGACGUGGCAGAGCCUGCAGCUGUGUUUGCCAAGGAGCAGCCAGCACGCAGUGAGCUGCAGGCCAAGGUGGGGGCCAGCGCCACCCUGAGCUGUGAGGUGGCCCAGGACAAGACGGAGGUGACAUGGUACAAGGAUGGGAAGAAGCUGAGUGCAAGCUCCAAAAUAUGCAUGGAGGCCGAGGGCUGCAGCAGGCGGCUGGUGGUGCAGCAGGUGGGCAAGGCGGACGCUGGGGAGUACAGCUGUGAGGCCGGGGGCCAGAAGGUGUCCUUC
Molecule: messenger RNA, 291 nt
Organism: Leptonychotes weddellii (Weddell seal)
Lineage: Eukaryota; Metazoa; Chordata; Mammalia; Carnivora; Phocidae
Source: RefSeq, a predicted model, not a curated record